GGGCAGGAUCAGGUCAUGUUCAGUGCCGUGAGAGGUGUCGAGGCGACCGGACCAGCGGCACAUCACCACCACUUUCACCACCAACACACCCACGCAACUCAGAGGCACGCACACCCUGAGGCGCCACCACCACCACCACUGCCACUACCGUCACUGCCACUAUCACAUCUACAGAGAGCAGGAGCGGAGUGGAGAACAUACGACUCGAAGUUUGGUUUCUACUGCCUCGCUGCCGUCACCAAGUGCCACAAGAUGAGGUGGCGUCCACUCUGGAUAACACUAGUGGCACUCCUCACCCUAAUGAGUGUGACAAUGGCUUCCCAGACCAUUGGCACUGGGAAGCGAGGGCAACUCUCAGGGCGGUACAAGGGUAGGAAAAAUUUCAAACCCAUUACUGGUACAUAUCCAUCAGUCGAGGCCAAGAAUUACUAUACCAACCCCAAGGGAGCCAAGAUCACAAAGGCUUCUCACUUCAACUACCAGUAUGUUUUGGGCCACAAGAUAGUGUUCCUGUGUGUGGCCAAGGGCAGCCCACUCCCUCAGAUCACGUGGUUCAAGGAUGGAGUGGAGCUCUAUGCCCACAGGUAUAUGCAGCUCCAUGAAUGGCAAAAAGGAAACAAGCUCAAGAGUAAGAUGGAGAUUGAUCCGGCAACUCAGGCUGAUGCUGGCAUCUAUGAAUGUCACGCCAACAAUAAAUACGCAGUGGACACCAAAGCUUUCCGGACAACCUAUAUCGCACAGUUCAAUUAGGGUUAUGUUAGAAAAGAGUCACAUGUUGAGUAAAAAGUAUCAAUAAGAUGUAUUACACUUGCCCAUGAAGCAUUUACUGUCUAAACUUUUCUAGUGUACAUUGAUACCUUCAGAAAGCAGUUCAUUUUAUUGUAAAUGCUUAUUCUAAAGCUAAUUCAUCAGUAGCUAGUAAUUCCACAUUUCUGAAUAGGAACUGUUCAGGAUCACUCCUCUCUCACUGGAGGCCAGCAGGCUAAGAUGUGAGGAACUGUUUGUGAAUGAGAUUGUGAAUAUGAACGUAUGCAUGUAAAGGAUUUCUUGUCCUGACUAUGACAACUGAAGGGAUGUCAGCCUGCCAUGUAGAUAGGACCAUGAGAGCAUGUACAGAGGAUAGUCAGUCUUAUGUACCUGUGUUAAAAUGCUACACUAUUUUAUCAUAUAUGAGGGACCAAACAACAAUAGUGUUAUCUCAGGAUUGUUGAAAUAUAUAUGAGUAUGUAAGAGGGAAGUAAACCAAGGCAGCUUCAGUAGUUUUGUGCAAUUAGUUCAGAUUACAGGUCAUACUAUAUAAUGUAAAACGGUUAAAAAAAAGUGUCCUGCAAGACUGUAGCAGGUAGCUGAUAUUACUUGUUAAGACCAAAUAGAGUGGAUGAUGCACACAUAUUAGGAAACCUGUCUUGAGGAAGCAGCUACAUGGUACACAUUUUAUAAAUGAAUAUAGGCAACAGUGAGCUCAACACAUAUAUGUACUUCUUUCUCAACUUUAAAUCCAGCUGUUGUAUUGUAUGAAAUGUUUAUUUUAUAUUCAUGUAUGCCAGGAACUACUGAAGGGAGAAAUCUUUUCAUGAUAGACAUUAUAAUGUUUUUAGUGUUUGGGACCUGAAGACUUUAGACAAAAAAUGUACAUCAGUACUGUUCUUGUGUUCACUUGGAGAACUCUUUAAAAUACCAAAGCAAUAUUUACUUAAAAUUAUGCAAAACUUCUACUUAGAUAGUUUGUGAUGUUAAAUGUUGAAUGAUCUAAUCAAGUUUUAUGAGAACAGGUGUGUGGUUUUGUGGUUUAAUUUUUCAAAGGAUGAAAUCCUUUCAUUUCAAUCAUUUUAUGCAUCACUUAUAUUGUUAUCACAUACACUAAUACUGUUAGUAUAAAUCUUGCGCAACACAACAUAACCUGCUUCUGUAUAGUAUUUUCUUUUAGUAUGACUCCAUUGUCCCUGAGACGUGGGGAUCUAGAAUACAUGUCUCUGUAUUCCCUGCAUGUUGUAAGAGGCAACUAAAGGGGACAUCAAUGGAGGGCUGGGAACCCUUCUCUGUAAGCUUUAUAUUUCAUCCAAAAAAAAAAAAUAAAAAAAAAAAUAAAAAAAUAAAAAAAAAAAAAA
This is a messenger RNA of Portunus trituberculatus (swimming crab), 2108 nucleotides long. RefSeq names its product immunoglobulin domain-containing protein oig-4-like. Gene Ontology annotation, cellular component: axon; plasma membrane. Lineage: Eukaryota; Metazoa; Arthropoda; Malacostraca; Decapoda; Portunidae. Bases 16 to 750 code for a protein of 244 amino acids. Gene Ontology annotation, biological process: dendrite self-avoidance; homophilic cell-cell adhesion; axon guidance. The transcript is spliced from 4 exons. Gene Ontology annotation, molecular function: cell-cell adhesion mediator activity. The record is from RefSeq and is a predicted model, not a curated record.